AUGGGAAGAAGAAAAAUCGAGAUCCAACCUAUCAAUGAUGAAAGGAACCGCACGGUUACCUUUGUUAAGCGAAAAGCUGGCCUACUCAAAAAGGCACACGAAUUGUCGAUUCUUUGCAAAGUGGACGUCGCCGUCAUUAUUGUGGGAAACAACAGGAAGAUAUACCAAUACAGUUCCGAUGAUACAAAAAACAUAUUGGACAAGUACUAUCACGCUUCUACUAUUUACGAAUCCAAGUCUCCUUCUGACUAUGGUAACUACGACAGGAAGAGCCGUGUUGCAUCGGAGGCAGAUAUAAAUUUGAGAUCGAAUCACAGGAGGACAGCCAGUUCUAAGAUAAAUCCUCUUCACAAUGCUACUCAUCCACUGUCUAAGCCUCCCGCUGUUACUACUCCUUUUGCCAACCAUGGAUAUGCUCGUACCCGCAGUAGUAUGGUCGCUAAUUCCACCAUCACGUCGGCAAUGUCUCUGGAUGACAGGAGCUCUGACGGAGAUACAUCCAGUGUAAGAAAAAAGCGGAAACUUGAUACAUUGUCUCCUGCCUCCAACUCGGUUUAUCCACCCCAGAAUUCGUCCUCUCCGUCCUUCGCAUCGACAACGCCAUCUCCAUCUCAUUAUCAGUCAUCAAGAGUUGGACCCAUGCCCUCAUUUGGUAGGUCCAACUCCUCUUCAUCGCCUUCCUACAACAAUCAUAUCCCUUCGCAGUUGGUUAGAUCCAAACCACCCGCCAAUAGUAAGGUGUCCAAAAGACCCACACUUAGCUUGCAGAUACCCAAUUCUGAUCGACCUAUAGAAGUCACUGGAAACAUGGGCAGGCCUUCCAACGCAGAGCAGCUGGCAAACAUGACUGAUGCAAGCAACAUUGCUAAUGUUGGCGCAUCUAGGGGGGCUGGUAACAACUUUUUGUCCAACAUCGGGCUUACCGGAAACUCAGGAUUGGGUACUGCAACAUUUAGAAACCAGAGCUUCUCGCUGACACCACUGGGGUCAUCAACCCGAGAUCAUAAGUUUAAAUUCCCAGCAACUACUCCGAUAACGAACACAUUUUUGCCAGGAUUAGGUGUACCUCUUUCUGCGGGUGGCCAACAAGGACAACCUGGCCAGCCCCAUCCCAUUGAGUUGACAGCUUCAAAUCCUGGAAAUGCUGCUGAUCGAUCUAAUCUGUCGACACCAGUAUCUGCUACCAUGCCAAUGUUUAACUUCCCUCAGUUGUCCCCCACACAGCUACUUCCAACCCCUGUAUUUCCACAGCAACCACCCUUAGGGCAGCAGCAGUCUCAACCUCAAUCACAGCAACAACAGUCAUUAUCUCAAUUGCAAGAGCAGACAUCAUCCUCGACCUCAGCCAUGCGCAUAUCCCCUCAGCACACUCCUUCUCAGCAACAGCCUCUUUACCAGACGCUAAACUCUGCAUCUAGUCUUUAUUUUGCUGGAUUUGGAUCUAGAAUGGGUCAAAAAUCUGCUCAGGGAAACCCUAACGUGGUCAACCGUGGCAAUACCAAUGGACCCAAUGGACCCAACGGAUCCAACGGAUCCAACGUACCCAACGGACUCAGUGGACCCGGCGGACCCAGCGGACCUCUUGGACCGUCCGGAUCAACUAAGUCCAAAAAACAUAGCACCAAUAAUGGUGCAACUUCAACAUAUUCUCAGUAUGGGCAGUUUUCUCAACCAGGCGAUACUCCAAUUCUUCCUUCAGGCCUUCCCUCGAAGUACGUGGAUCUGUUUCCGUCGCCAAACGUUUAUUACAGCCAAGAAUGGUCUUUGCCCAUGGGAUCUGGUAAUACCCCAUUACCCACCACAGGCCCCCAUUUACUACCGCUGAUAGGAUCCCAAAAAAGCACAGGCAAUACCAAUAGCACAAACACCGCUGCCGCACAAAAUGCCAACGUGAUCGGCAAAGGCAGCAGCACCAAUACCCUAACUAAUAGUGCUGUUUCCGCUCAUACAUCGAAAAUUGGUAAAACCACUACAGAUAGUAGAAAGCCACGUAUGAAAGUGGAACCUGGAGACGGGAUGGUCUCUAAGCUUUCUAAGGCGGCUACGGAGAGUGGCAGUUAA
Molecule: messenger RNA, 2061 nt
Organism: Brettanomyces nanus
Lineage: Eukaryota; Fungi; Ascomycota; Pichiomycetes; Pichiales; Pichiaceae
Exons: 1
Coding region: 1-2061 (686 amino acids)
Biological process (GO): positive regulation of transcription by RNA polymerase II
Molecular function (GO): DNA-binding transcription factor activity, RNA polymerase II-specific; RNA polymerase II cis-regulatory region sequence-specific DNA binding; protein dimerization activity
Source: RefSeq, a predicted model, not a curated record